This is a messenger RNA of Anopheles maculipalpis, 1134 nucleotides long. It is a transcript of the gene Pex13, whose product is annotated as probable peroxisomal membrane protein PEX13. Bases 77 to 1099 code for a protein of 340 amino acids. Gene Ontology annotation, biological process: protein import into peroxisome matrix, docking. Gene Ontology annotation, cellular component: peroxisomal importomer complex; peroxisomal membrane; peroxisome. The transcript has 4 exons. The record is from RefSeq and is a predicted model, not a curated record. Gene Ontology annotation, molecular function: protein binding. NCBI's taxonomy places the organism in Eukaryota, Metazoa, Arthropoda, Insecta, Diptera, Culicidae.
UAAAAGCGUAGUCCUCAAAUAGAUAACAAAUUUAGUAAAAGUCGUAAUACAGUUAAGGUAAUUAAACCUUCCCGGCAUGGCGACGAACUUUCGAAACACAACCCUUAACGAGGAAAGGAUAUUCGGCAACACAAGUGGAAUGAACACGGCAGGUGGAUUGAUUUCCACGAGUCAUCCGCCUGCAUUACCACCCAGACCAGUCUUUUCUGGAGGUGGGGGAGACAUGAUGUUCGGUAAUCGGUACGGAUAUGCUGGCCAAUCUGCGUAUCACGGUUACAGUCCGUACGGAGGCUAUUCUUCGAUGGAUAUUUACGGACCCAGAGGCUAUGGAGGAUACGGGAUGGGCCAAGGAUACGGUGGAUAUGGUAACGGUGGAUACGGUGGAAUCAAUAAUCCAGAACACAGAUUUAUUCAACUAGCAGAGGAGAGCUCUCGGCCCGCUUUUCAGAUCCUUGAAUCAUUAGUUGGUGCGGUUGGCAAUGUGGCAAUGAUGUUGGAUUCCACUUUCUUUGCCGUCACUAGCUCAUUCCGUGCAGUGCUGAGUGUGGCCGCCAACUUGGCACACCUGAAGGGAACAUUUGCUCAAUUCUGGUCAUCCCUAGCGGUGGUACGGGCAGCUGUAUGGUUGUAUAAAAAGAUGCUGUACAAACUAAGAUUAACAAAAACAGAUCCCACGAUGGAAGCAUUCAAGGAAGCAUUCAAUGGCACGGCAGCAAAUAGUGAUGUUACAUUAAACAAUCCGAGAAAGCACUCUUCCUCGCUGUUAGCAGCACUUUUCAUGGGUUUCAUGCUGUCCGUGCCGUAUAUGUUGAUCAAACUAUUCGCACCAAAAGUAACAGAAGAUAAUGCGUUAAGCAAUCCUGCCCUGUGGAGCAAUCCAAUAGAAGUACAGGCAUUGCAUAAGUUCGAUGCAUCAAACGCCCAAGAGAUGUCGAUCCGCGCUGGAGAAUUGGUGUUGCUUGCCCCGAAGCAAAUUCAAAACGACAAACACCUUCUGAACACCGGUUGGGUACUGGCAGCCUCAGCGGAUCGAAAGACGUGCGGAAUCAUUCCACUUAACUACGUACAAGCACUAAAACAAUCGGUAGAAAGUCAGUAGAUAUUAAGGCUUUAAGGUGAGGUUCGGGUUUCGAA